AUGCUUCUCCACAUUUGUUGCUCUUGCAAAAGAAUAGAAGGGAAGACCUUGUCGACCUCUAACAAGGGUUCUAUCAUCAAUAUUUGGGUUUUGAUAGUAUUGAAAGAAUCAUUGAAGCCUUUCAUGAAACAUAUGAUGAAUUCAGUUUCACAUUGUUUCUUGAGUAAAUUGAUGGCAUUGCAACUACAAGUUAGAGGAUGGAGAGAUGAUGACCCAUCCAUUUUUGAAAUAACCAUUGUAGCAAGAUUGCAAGGAGAAUUCCAAGUAACAAAUGGUUACGGGCCAACAAAAGUUGCACAAGUUAUGAAGGAACAUUGGAGCACCUUUAUAGUUGAAGAUGACUUCAAGUUCAUUGCAAGCAUUGGACUAAAUGCAGUUAGAAUUCCAGUGGGUUGGUGGAUAGCAAGUGGCCCAAUUCCACCAUGGCCUUAUGUUGGAGGCUUAUUGAACGCACUAGACAAUGCCUUCCCAUGGGCACAGAAAUAUGGAUUAAAAAUCAUCAUUGAUCUUCAUGCUGCACCUGGUUCUCAAAACGGAUUUCAACAUAGCUCUUCAAAAGAUGGUUCACAAGAAUGGGGAAAAGAAGAUGAAAAUAUCCAAGAAACAGUUGAUGUUAUAAGCUUCCUAAUUGCAAGGUAUGCAAAUCAUCCAAGCCUAUACGCAAUAGAGCUUUUAAAUGAGCCCCUAUCUCCUGGUGUGACAUUAGAGAGUUUAAACAAGUAUUACAAGGCUUGUUAUGAUGUGGUGCGUGGACACUCAACCACUACUUAUGUGGUUAUGUCAAAUAGGUUAGGGCCUUUAGAGCCCAAAGAACUUUUUCCUCUUGCCAAUGGUCUUAUGGGGUCUGUGAUUGAUGUCCAUUACUACAAUAUUUUUGAUGAUCUAUUUGAAAACAAGACUGUCCAACAACACAUUGAUUUUAUUUACAACAAUCGUUCAUCGGAAUUGAAUUUUAUCACGACGUCAAAUGGUCCUCUUACAUUUGUUGGGGAAUGGGUUUCUGAUUGGCGAGUUAAAGAGACUACAAAAGAGGACUUCCAAAGAUUUGGCAAGGCCCAAAUAGAAGUUUACGGCCGUGCAACAUUUGGUUGGGCUUAUUGGGCUUUUAGGAAUGCCAACCAGCAUUGGAGUCUUGAAUGGAUGAUUAAUAAUGGUUACAUCAACCUUUAG
This is a messenger RNA of Cicer arietinum (chickpea), 1170 nucleotides long. Its product is annotated as probable glucan 1,3-beta-glucosidase A. The record is from RefSeq and is a predicted model, not a curated record. Gene Ontology annotation, biological process: actin filament bundle assembly; establishment or maintenance of cell polarity; cell migration. Gene Ontology annotation, cellular component: cytoplasm; actin cytoskeleton. NCBI's taxonomy places the organism in Eukaryota, Viridiplantae, Streptophyta, Magnoliopsida, Fabales, Fabaceae. Gene Ontology annotation, molecular function: hydrolase activity, hydrolyzing O-glycosyl compounds; actin filament binding.